Lotus japonicus is the source of this 2551-nucleotide messenger RNA. RefSeq names its product probable ubiquitin-conjugating enzyme E2 25. The record is from RefSeq and is a predicted model, not a curated record. Gene Ontology annotation, molecular function: ubiquitin conjugating enzyme activity. The coding region runs from base 151 to 2352 and encodes 733 amino acids. Lineage: Eukaryota; Viridiplantae; Streptophyta; Magnoliopsida; Fabales; Fabaceae. The transcript is spliced from 8 exons.
CGUUCUUCACAAUCCUCAUGCCAAGGCGCGCGAAGUAACAAAAGCCCACAUCAUAACAAAACCGAAACCCACUUCAUUCAUUCAUUCAUCUCACUCUCUCUCUCUCUCUCUCGCGUUCGGAGCUCAAUUUCCCGCCGGCGAAUUUUUCCGAUGAACCGAUCGAUCCAGCCGCCGCCGCCGCCGCCGUCGUCGGAGCAUCCAUUCCGAAGCCCCAAAUUGAGGAGAGUGUAUUCGGGAAGCGGUUCUCAUCACAUGAUGAACCCUGAUGUGAUCGAGAUUCCUCAACCGGCGUGUAACGCUUCUUCCAAUUUGAUGAAGCAGAAAGAGGCUGUUUUUCAUGGCGUGAUUGACAUCAGCAAUGAUGAUGACUCUGCUGAUUUAGUGUUAGUUGGUGAAAAAGUUGGAAAAAGUAACAAGGGGAAGACAGUUGAAUCUAUUCAUGAUGGUUUUGGUGAUCAUCAAAAUAUGGAAGUGUUUGACAGUAUAUUUUGUCCACCUGUUAUGGGCAAAUCUGGACCAGGUAGCGGGGUUGAGUCUUCCAAUGGUUAUACUUCAGGAUCACAUGAUAUAAUCCAUGUUGAUGACAUUUGUUCUGAUCAAUCAUAUGAUGAUGAUGACUUCUCUGAUCUUUUUUCUGAUGAUUAUAUGGACGUAGAUGAUUAUGCUAUACUACAGGCACAUUUUGAUAAUGUGAACAUACCUCCUGGAAUUGAGGCACCCAUUCCUUGGUUGUCACAAUAUGAUCUAGGUAAAAAUUCUGCAGCGACUUACUCAUCUCAGCCUUCAUGGUCAUUAGAGCCUACUAACCCUGAAAUCCAAGGACCUUCAGCUGGUAGUUCUAAUUUGCAAGUAAAAGUAGGUUCUAUUGAUCUCCCUUCCGGAAAGAAGCUGUCUUCUUCUAAGUUAUCUUCUCAAGCUGCAUCUAGUAAGAAGAAAUUAGAUGCCUCACAAUGCAGGAGGCGUAAGCUAAAGUUGGCAUUAGAAGUGGAGUCAUCUAAAUCUAAUUGGGUUUUGGGACAUUAUGGUAAAAAGAAGCCUGAUGUUUUUGGUUCUUCAGCUAACCAUGGAUAUAUGAACAAUUCAGAGGCCAUGAUGAAGCUGCCAUAUGGUGAGCCACAAUGGGAACUAUUUGAAAGUGAAAAGAAAGCUGCUGGAAGUAUCAGUUCACAUCAUUCGAAUUCUGUUGGACCUGUAGAUGGAUCAUUGCAUUUACCGGGAAAUGAGUCUGCAAACCCUUGGUUGUCGAAGAGUUCUUUUCAUUUUAAUCCAUUUUCUAAUUAUACAGCUAAUUCAAGUUUUUUCAAUCCAUUUGUUCCUCUUAAUGCCCCUCCUCCGGAGCUAGCGUUUCAUAACACUUGGGCGGCUCACAAUUACGCGAGAGGUGGAAAUAAUGGAACAUCUGAUAGUACUGUUGUGGCAAUCUCUGAUGAAGCCAGAGAUGAAAUUUUAAGGAAAUUUCAAAACUUUAAACAAUUUGACACCGUUGAAGACACUUCAGACCAUCAUUUUCUUCCCACUAAUUCUUCCAUGAAGCAGUAUCCAAAGGAUUGGGCUAAAAGAAUCCAGGAAGAGUGGAAGUUAUUGGAGAAGAACUUACCUGAUACAAUAUUUGUCAGAGUUUAUGAAUCAAGAAUAGAUCUUUUGAGGGCUGUGAUUAUUGGAGCAGAGGGAACUCCUUAUCAUGAUGGUCUUUUCUUUUUUGAUGUUUUCUUUCCCAGUGGCUAUCCCAAUGUACCCCCGCAACUCUACUACCACUCUGGUGGGCUUCGUCUCAACCCAAAUUUAUAUAAUUGUGGCAAAGUAUGCCUCAGUCUACUUAACACCUGGUCUGGCAGUAAGAAUGAGAAGUGGCUUCCGGGUGUUUCAACAAUUUUACAAGUUCUAGUCUCUAUACAAGGUCUAAUCUUGAAUACAAAGCCUUACUUUAAUGAGCCUGGAUAUGCACAUAUGAGUGGCUCGGCUGAUGGUGAAUUGAGAUCCCUACGGUAUAAUGAGGAUACAUUCAUGCUGUCUUUGAAGACAAUGAUGUAUAUGAUAAGAAGGCCUCCAAAGAAUUUUGAGGACUUCGUUGUUGGGCACUUCUGCAGCCGAGCUCAUGAUAUUUUGGUGGCAUGUAAAGCAUACAUGGAUGGUGCUCAAGUUGGCUGUUUAGUCAAAGGUGGGGUUCAGGAUGUUGAUCAAGGAGACAAGAGCUGCUCAAAGCAGUUUCAGUAUUGCUUAUCUGCACUUGUUAACAUGCUUGUUAAAGAGUUUACACAAAUUGGAGUUAAGGACUGUUUGAAGUUUGUGUCUUCAUCAACAGCACAGGACAAGCAGUUGGGUGAAGUGCCUGUGGCUGCUAUGUUUUCUUGAUAAACCCAAUUUUUUGAGACUUGAGAAAGGCUUUACUACAUUUAAUUUAUACAGCUAUAAGGAGGCUUAUGUUUUUAUUACAUUGUUGAAUUUAGACUCUCUUUAUUUUCAUGGACAAUGGCUGCACAUAGUUCUGGAUGUUGUAUAUACUUACAGAUGAAAUUAUAAUGGUUGUUAGGAUGGCAUAAGACUUUGAUCA